Molecule: messenger RNA, 1050 nt
Organism: Adineta ricciae
Lineage: Eukaryota; Metazoa; Rotifera; Eurotatoria; Adinetida; Adinetidae
Source: the annotation of a GenBank genome assembly
AUGUCUGCUACUGUUGGCUAUAUUAAUGCUGACAAUCAAAUUGACAUUGUCUUCUUCUGUGACGACACAGCAAAGCUUAAUAUUUUGUUAAGCAAUGGUGAUGGAACAUUUCAGAAAGCGAUCGAAUUUGCAGUGAAGGAUUAUAAAUGGAUAAAAGAUAUCAAUGUCGGGAAUUUUAACAAUGAUCAAAGUUCCGAUGUAGUUUUGAGAGUUCAAUCUGAGCCCGUAGGUAGAUUGAUUAUUUUGUUUGGAAACAAAGAUGGAAUAUUUCAAGAACAAACUGUACUGCCAUGGGCGACAGGUUCGACUGCCUUGGCUACGCAUGUCAGUGACUUAAAUUACGAUAAUGUGUCAGAUAUUGUUAUAAAUUCACCCUAUGAGCAUACAGUGCAAGUGUUUUUUGGAAGUGUGGAUGGAAGCAUAUCGUCACCAAUGAUAUUAUCUACUGGUGACGCUAGUGAGCCCAGAUUAUUAGCUAUAGGUGAUCUGAAUAAUGAUCGUUACUUUGAUAUCGCUGUGUACAAUUUGAAUUAUUUACACAUUACUGUAUUUUUUGGACAGACGAAUGGAAGUUUCUUACCAAGCAAGCCAUUUUUCACGGGAAUGUAUUUAGCGCAUGUAUUUAAUCUAGUAAUAGGUGAUUUUAAUAAUGAUAGUCUAUCUGAUCUUGCUUUGAUUUGCAGCAGUGAGGAGCAUACAGUUGUCGAAAUAUAUCGAUACGAAAAGGAUACAUUUCAAAGUAAACAGAAAAUUGAUAUAGAAUCUAUCAAACAUGCUGCAUCUGCCAUUGUCACCGAUCUGAAUGGUGACAAUCAUUCGGAUAUUGUUAUUGGUACGAGUUCUCCUUAUGCGAUCUAUGGAUUGCUUGGAUAUGGAAAUGAUGAGUUUUACCUACACACAAUUUACUCGAGUAUACACACCGGUUACUAUGUCCAUCUCAUUGGUAAUUAUAUCAACAACGAUACUUGUGCCGAUGUUAUCAGUAUCAAUGAUCUUUCACAUUCAAUAGAUUUGUUUCUCAGUACAAUAUGUGGAUGUCUCUCCGACUAA